UUUCGCCUGCGCAGGAUUGCCAUGUUGAGCAGCAAACUGCCGAACCCGAAGGUGGUGGUGGAAUGGUGUCCGCACGACAGCGGUCUGUUUGCAGUCGGGUCGGAUGCGCUCACACUAUUUGAAUGUCAAGUGGAUCGAGACGUGUCUUCACCCGUGCAUGCCUCUGGUUUGUCCGUGCGCCCGUCGCUCGAGCCGUUGUCUCCCCGCAAGACAACCCAGCGCCGCAGUAAGGAUUUCUUUCGGUCGUUGCAGACCGACGCCGAGGUAUCCCAAGUUCGAAGCAUGCAAUGGUGCCCAUUGCCACAGCAAUUGAUUGCCGCGGGGGUCGGGACGGGCAAGGUUGUGCUCUCGGAUUUCACGCAGCCUGUGGUGGAAUUGUUACCCCCUCGAACAUCCGCUAGCAUGACCAUGUCUGGCAAGGCGCCUCGGCCGUCCAUGCAUGGAACCAUUGGAUGCAACACUGUAUCAUGGAACCAACAGAACCCUCACCACAUCGCCGCCGGGUUUGAAAAGGUGCGCGCUGACUGCUGCGCCUUUGUGUGGGACCUCACGACCCAAGCCUCGAUUUCGUCUGUGACUUCUACUCCCCUGGACCUCCUUGACACGACCAAACCCAGCUCAUACCGCGGUCACGGGUAUUCGUCGCCGCAGCCGCAGCCGCGCCCCACACUGACAAACGAAUUGGCCAACUCGGAAGCCGUUGUGGCGCUGGACUGGCUUCCGUCUGAGCCAUCUUGCUUGGCCACGGGCACUGGCUUCAAAUGGCUUCGCAUCUACGAUAUCCGAGCCAAGACGCGGUUCAUGGAGUUUAGCGCGCACACCAAGGGGGUGUACGGGGUCGUAUUCGACGUGCACCGCCCGCACCUGCUCGCCACGUACAGCGACGACCCCAAGGAACCGAUCAAAGUGUGGGAUAUUCGGUCGAUUCAGGGCGCGAGGCACGAGAACGAGCCCGUCGUGACCAUCCCCGUGUCGAAACUCGUGUCUCAAAUCGCGUGGUCCCCCACCCAGGCCGGCAUCUUGGCGUCCACUGCCCUAGACGACCGCGCAAUUUCGCUGUGGGACGUCGAGCACCAGAUCCAACUAGCCACGUCGACGCCACCGUCCCCGUCCGUCCUGAGCAAGCCGUUCAAGCGCCGAUCCACGCACGAGCCCGUGUUUGCAUUUGCGUGGCAGCCAGGAAGCACCAGCGUAGACGAGCCACCCACGUCGUGGAACCGGAUGCUGUUCUCGACCAUCGGAGGCAAAGUCGAAAGCCUGUCGGUUCACGACACGAUGCCAUUGGCGCUGUCGUCGCAGCACGCGCUUGGCUUUGCAUGUGGCACGCUCCUCUUUGCCGAUCGGGUGGACGACGACAUUCCCAACGACAUUGCCGCACACAUGAUGCGCCGCGUCCGAGCCGGUUACUCCAUGAACGUGCUCACGUCACUCCAACUGUUUAUAAAGGACGACCCAUCUACCCGCGACCUGCGCUUUGUGUGGCAGUGGGUUGACCAAGUUGAGUCUCUACGCCGUCUGUCGGUGGCUCAAACCGAGAUUCCCAGUCUCGAAUCUCGAGGCGGCAUGGCCAUCCAGCAGCGCGCGCCGCUCCGCGCGUGGCCCGUAGACCCCCAAGCCCUCGUGUCCGCUGGCGUCCAGCAUCUGCUCGGCCUGACCACAGUGCCGUCCACGUCCGUGCCGUACGAGACCUCCCUGCGCGACCCGGUGCUCGGCUGCCUCGUCUACGACAGUCUGGGCCGCCGCACCGCGCUUCUUGCGUGUCAGUGGGAUCCAGAAGGGAGCCAAUCGACAACGUCGUUGCACUUUAGCAACAUGCCGCGAUCCGCCUCUGGAAAAGUUGGACUGAACCAAGCCCCGGGUGGGUCGUGGCACUCGCUGUACGACGACAACACCGACGGACCUACGUCGUCUACCAACAACAACGUGUCAUCGCACCACACGGCGCUGCCGACGUUGCAGUCGUUGAUGUCCCAGUGCGAAGCCUCGCUGGACUUUGACCGGGCCGCGGCACUCGCCGUAUUCCACGGUGACGUCCAAGCCGCUGUGGCGGUGCUCCAGCGAGGCGCCGAGUGUCCGACCCCGUCGCCGACUCGAGACGUCCGUCAGCUGGUGGCCAUGGCUGUCGCCGGCUACUCCAUCGGCACCACCGCCCACAACCCGCUGUGGAGCUCCAUGUGCCAGCAACUGCUGCGGCGUCCGGAGAUCCAGAACCCUGGGACGCCGCGGUACCUGCACGCGCUCUGCUCGUUCUUGGUCACUGCGCGGGAGCUGAGCGCCGUCACCCAUGCCGCGGCCCUGCCGACGCGCCCUCCCCGGAACAGCACCGUUCCCAACUCACUCGCGUUUCGCCGCCCGUCCGCGACGCCGACGACCUCAUCCCCCGAAGACCCGCCUCUGUUUACCGCCAUCUUGCACGACGAGUCACUGCUCUUGUCAGAUCGGACAGCAUUUGCAUGCCGGUACCUCCCCCUCGAUGCCCUCUCUCGGUUCAUCGACGUCUGUGUUGAGACGUGCACUCGUCAAGGCAACCUCCAGGGCCUUCUUCUCGUGGGUCUGGAGCCGUCAAUCUUGCAGGAGUACUUGGAUCGCACGGGCGACAUUCAAACGGUGGCGCUGCUCGUGGCCCGGGUGGCGGCCACGUCCGAAGACACGGCGCUGGUGUACGCCAAGUGGAUCGCCAUGUACCGAGACCUGCUCAACCAGUGGCAGCUGUUCCACCAGCGCGCGCUGUUUGACGUGGGGCGGACGCAGCUGGAGGGCCAACUGAAUGGGUUUCGCGACGUCGCCCUCGCCCUUAACCACCCCAUGGCGACGGAGACCCGCGCGGUCAUGUCGUCGCCGCCGCCCCCGCAGCUGUACGUGCGCUGUAACUUUUGCGGGUCGUCGCUGUCGCUGUCGAGCUUACUGCGCGUGGGUGCCGGCGACUGGCUGCUCAAAGCCAAGCCCAAACUCAACAACUGUCCGAGCUGUAAACGUCCGCUUCCCCAGUGCGCCCUCUGCUUGCUUCCAUUUGGCACGCUCAAUCCGUACUUGGAGCUGGCCAUGCGCAAAGGCCAAGACAAGAAACAUGCGCUGAUGGAACACGAUUCGGCCACGUCAUCACCAUCUACCCCCGACAACCUGUCGGACCUGUCGAGCAUUCCGUUUGUCGAGUGGUUUACGUGGUGCCAAACGUGCAAACAUGGUGAGCUCUCCUACUAUAGCAUUAAGAUGUUGAUAUGGGGUUGGUUUUUGGAUCUGUGACACGGGGCUGGGGUUGGGGUUGGUUGUAGGGGGCCACGCCCACCACAUGGCGGACUGGUUUGCCACACACGAAGUGUGCCCCGUGUCCGACUGCGACUGCACAUGCAAACGCCUUGACGUCAACAGCACCGUGGGCUGCGCCCCGUCUGGCCCAAUUGCCCCUCUAGACAGAACCGCUGGCCCUCCUACCGCCACCACGGCGGCGUCGCCACUCACGGCCAACCGUGUCCCAGACAACCACAUCAAAUCGCCCAAUCUACCGGCGCUCACAUCAAGCUUAUCGGCCAUCAACCUAAGUGGCCUGAGCUUUUGAAUACAGCUUAAAUUGCUUGUCUGCUGUGCACUCGCGAAUAGUACAGUAACUGUAAUAAUGUCCGUGCGAAUGCAGCAUAUUGGUUGCACCGCUAGUCUUAUUGG
Molecule: messenger RNA, 3660 nt
Organism: Aphanomyces astaci
Lineage: Eukaryota; Oomycota; Saprolegniomycetes; Saprolegniales; Verrucalvaceae
Exons: 7
Coding region: 22-3243 (1073 amino acids)
Cellular component (GO): cytoplasm
Molecular function (GO): protein binding
Source: RefSeq, a predicted model, not a curated record